CAAAAAGGAAAACAAGCGGUAAGAGCAAAAAAAAAAAAUUUUCCAGUUCCUAGUCUUGUCUAAAACUAUUAUCAUCGGACAACAACAAAGCAUAAACAACGUUUGUUUGUCGAUCAAUUUGGAUAAAAGACCAGAUACGACAUGUCGAGGGCUCGAGUGUACGCUAACGUCAAUGUUCAUCGUCCCAGAGAUUACUGGGAUUAUGAAUCUCUCACUGUUCAAUGGGGUGAUCAAGAUCACUAUGAGGUUGUUCGAAAAGUUGGGAGGGGAAAAUACAGUGAGGUUUUUGAAGGUAUAAGCGUAAUCAACAAUGAAAAAUGCAUCAUCAAAAUCCUUAAACCUGUCAAGAAAAAGAAGAUAAAGCGGGAGAUAAAAAUACUACAAAAUCUUUGUGGAGGCCCAAAUAUUGUAAAGCUGCUUGAUGUUGUCAGAGAUCAUCACUCAAAAACUCCUAGCUUGAUUUUUGAAUAUGUCAACAGCACUGACUUUAAAGUUCUUUACCCUACGCUGACAGAUUAUGACAUCCGCUACUAUAUAUAUGAGCUUCUUAAGGCACUGGAUUAUUGCCAUUCUCAAGGUAUAAUGCAUAGGGAUGUCAAGCCUCAUAAUGUUAUGAUCGACCAUGAACUGCGGAAGCUUCGCUUGAUUGAUUGGGGUCUUGCUGAAUUCUACCAUCCUAGCAAAGAAUACAAUGUUCGAGUAGCCUCGAGGUACUUUAAGGGACCUGAACUCCUUGUUGAUUUGCAAGACUAUGACUAUUCAUUAGACAUGUGGAGCCUGGGGUGUAUGUUUGCUGGAAUGGUAAGGUGUAAGCAUUAUGGUUGCUUAUUGUUUAUGGUGUAUUCUAAGCCACUAGGAAGUGUACUUAUAGUGGAACAACUUUGCUUAUUAUGUGGCACUAUAACAUUUUUCCUUCUUUGUUUUCCCCUGCAGAUUUUUCGCAAAGAGCCAUUCUUCUAUGGUCAUGAUAAUCAUGACCAACUUGUUAAAAUUGCCAAGGUACUUGGAACAGAUGAGUUAAAUGCAUAUUUGAACAAAUAUCAUUUAGAGCUUGAUCCUCAGCUUGAUGCUCUUGUGGGAAGGCACAGCCGAAAGCCGUGGUCCCGAUUUAUUAAUGCUGAUAAUCAGCGUCUAGUUUCUCCAGAGGCCAUUGAUUUUCUUGAUAAGCUUCUUCGAUAUGACCACCAGGACAGGCUCACUGCUAGAGAGGCAAUGGCUCAUCCAUAUUUCGUCCAAGUGAGAAGUGCUGAGAACAGUAGAAUGCGGACACAAUAACUGCAACCUCUUCUGGAGUCCCCGAGUCAGCUUUUUGAGCAGACUCGUACCCGAUUGAGGCAGGCUCCUUAUUCGUGUUGUAGCACUAGCAUAUGUAUGGUUCCUGGUAGAAAAGUCUUGUUCAGUCUGUUAUAACAUUCAUAUAUUUUUUGUAUGCUGACAUUCUUCAACUCUAUUUGGUAGAGUGCUAUUUAUAAUUUUGGGAUUAUAGUUUGUCCACAUACUUCUAACUAUAUUUCCUUUCCCUUUCCCCGAGACAAUUUCUAGUGUGACUUUUUUCCUUUUUCCUUCA
Theobroma umbraticum is the source of this 1567-nucleotide messenger RNA. Lineage: Eukaryota; Viridiplantae; Streptophyta; Magnoliopsida; Malvales; Malvaceae. The record is from RefSeq and is a predicted model, not a curated record.